AUGGCAUCCAAGCAGAUCAUCGAGGAGUUUAUUGACGAUCUCAUCGAUCAUCUUGGUGGCGUGCAGCAGGGAUUCCUGCUGCUGCGCGUUGCGGAUGGUUUCUACGGAAACCUCCACAGUCAGGAGAUGAGGUGGACACAUACACAAGAACAUCCACAGCUGAACCAGUCAGUGCAAAGAGAGGUUUGGAAGACAAGAAGCCUCACAUGCCAGCAUUCAGCACUGCAGCUUAAAGGCUUGGCAGAGUCUCCGAGCCCGAGUGACACCACGUUUUAUCCUCGGAUUUCCUGCAUCUUCUUACAAAACACCAGCCCGCAGAUGCGGGAUGGGGGGACAGGGUGGGCGGACAGACAGGAUGCACCGCGGGCUCGUACCCGCCGGGCACAUCCUCGCCUGCUGAAGGCUCCCCACACACACCCUGAAGGCCGAGGGAGGGCUCCGGCCCGCGGUGCGGAGCCACCGGCUCGGGGCCAGCCGGGCCCGGCCCCCUCCCAGCGCCCGGCCCGGGCCCCACCUGAGCUCCAGCUGGUCCAGGUUCUCGAGCAGGCGGCUGGAGCGGUCGGCCAUGGAGGUGGAGCGGUAGAAGCGGCCGCGGAGCUGCCCGCCCGACUGCUGCUGCUGCUGCGGCUGCUGCUGCGCCCCCUCGCUGGCCUUGGCGCUGAUCCUGGCCUGGGCCAUCCCACCCGCCGCUGCCGCCGGCGGAACCUCGCUGCGGCCGCUCCCUCCCCGCGUCCCGCAGGCGGCGGCGGCGGCCGAAUGCCGGCACCUCGCUCAUGGCCAAAGAAGGAGCCGCCCCGCCGCCGGCCCCCGCGGCCACCCCGCCCCCGCGCCGGGCCCGCGGGCGCCGCCUCACGCAGCGCGGCGGGGCCGCCUCGCCUGGGCCCGGGGCGGCGGGAUCACCGGGCGGGCCAGGCUGGGAGGGACCCACCGGGCCGUCUGGUCCAACCUCCCCGCCCCCUCUCGAGUGACGGAGAUUCCACCACCUCCCUGGGCAAUCAGUUCCAGGGCUCGAGCACCUCGAAGGUAAAGAAGUUCUUCGUACUCAGGUGGAACUGCCUGUGCAUCAGUUUGUACCCAUUGUCUCUUGUCCUGUUACUUGGCACCACGGAGAAGAGGCUGGUCCAUCUGCUUGACACCCAUCCUUUAGAUAUUCUGGAAACACAACAGUUCCCAGAUGUGGCUGAAGGACGCAUCCAUGGCUCGGGCCAGCCAACCAAAACCAGACUGCAGUCUCCCCAGCACCCUAACAAUAACAAUAAAGAUGGGCCAACGUGACUUUUCAGGCCUGGAAAAUGUCAAACCGCUCUAAGAAGUUUUAUACUUGUUAGAGGUGGAACAGUUGAAGCAAUCACUCCCUAACUCAAUUCUUG
Molecule: messenger RNA, 1370 nt
Organism: Oenanthe melanoleuca
Lineage: Eukaryota; Metazoa; Chordata; Aves; Passeriformes; Muscicapidae
Product: translation initiation factor IF-2-like
Exons: 6
Coding region: 1-1275 (424 amino acids)
Source: RefSeq, a predicted model, not a curated record